CUAAAUAAGACUUUUCAGGAUCAGGGAAAAGUAUUUGAUGAAAUAUUCCAGCAGUUUCAGAAUAUGAGAGAAAACUUAAACAACUUCAAAUCACAUUUUACUGCUGAAACAGAUGGCAUACCUGUACUUUCAAGGUGUAUGCAGAUACUAACUCAGAGGUGUGGAAAUUGUAAAUUAACGGUAGAGAGACGGAAAUACAGCGUUGUGAUUGUGUACGAGAACCAAGAUGUAAUGCGUAACAGCACAACGAAUCCACAACAAGUCCUCGACUGCUUACAACUAUUUAACUCAUUCAACAAAAAUAUACAGAAAAUUUUGGAAAGAGCACCGGAAGUAGAGAAUUCCGCCAAAAUUCUUCUGGAUGACGAAGAUAAUAUGCGAAAGGAAGUGACGAAAGCCGAUUUGGCGGGAACGGAGGGACCGGAAGCCAUGAAGAGGUGUAAUGAGAACAUUCAUAAACUGAGAAAGAUGAACAGUCAUCUGAAAACUAUUAAAAGUCACACAGAACGAACUAUGAAGGAAGUUAUAGAGGCCUCCAAAGCUUUGUUCAAUGAGACAAAUCCAUAGUGUAUACAUGUCAAGAUUGACGAAUGAUUAUCGUAUGUCAUUAUUUGAUUAUUUUUUUUUUCUGUUGUGUUAUUGAAUAUAUCAAUAUUUUUUA
Saccostrea cuccullata (small rock oyster) is the source of this 661-nucleotide messenger RNA. RefSeq lists its product as uncharacterized. Lineage: Eukaryota; Metazoa; Mollusca; Bivalvia; Ostreida; Ostreidae. The annotation marks the transcript as partial. The transcript is spliced from 3 exons. The record is from RefSeq and is a predicted model, not a curated record.